Molecule: messenger RNA, 5766 nt
Organism: Monopterus albus (swamp eel)
Lineage: Eukaryota; Metazoa; Chordata; Actinopteri; Synbranchiformes; Synbranchidae
Gene: slit1a
Product: slit homolog 1a (Drosophila)
Exons: 37
Coding region: 383-4990 (1535 amino acids)
Biological process (GO): axon guidance; negative chemotaxis
Molecular function (GO): calcium ion binding; heparin binding; Roundabout binding
Source: RefSeq, a predicted model, not a curated record
UUCCCUCUCUCUUCAUGCGAGCAGAGCAGAGCGAGUCUGAAUGAGAGGAGGACUGAGACACAGACGUACGCAGACCCAGAGCACAGCAACUCCACAAAGACAAGAGAAGAAGAGUUUGCAAGGAGCAAAUAAGAGAACGAAAACAGCAAACUGUGGUGGAUAUCAAACCUACAUCAAAACAAAUCUACAGGAACAGAAAGGAUUUUUUUUUCCUUCACACAUAAGAGGAAUUAAUUAGCAUUGUUAUAUUUUUUUCUAUUUAUAUUCACCGCAUAUAUAAAAUAAUUCUAGAGGACUUGUGAGGUGUAGCAGGGCUCCUGGUUUUUGCAGAUAAAGGUAAAAAGUAGUAGGGUUUGGUGAAGAGGAGCAGGGUACAUUACUGAUGAAUAUGCCUGUUGGAGGUUGCUGUUCUGAGGCAGAUAUGGGCAGGCUGGCUGGACAGCCACUCUGGAUGUGGGUGGUGAUGCUCUCUGUCUUGCUCAUGGGUAAUGCUAGUGCCUGCCCAGCCCUAUGUACCUGCAGCGGCACCACAGUAGACUGCCAUGGACUGGGUCUCAAAACCAUGCCAAGGAAUAUCCCCCGCAACACUGAAAGACUGGAGCUGAAUGGGAAUAACCUCACACGUAUCACCAAAAGUGACUUUGCUGGGCUAAAGUACCUCCGAGUUCUGCAACUGAUGGAGAAUCACAUUACCGUGAUCGAGCGUGGGGCUUUUGAUGACAUGAAAGAGCUGGAGAGACUGCGGCUGAACCGUAAUCAACUGCAGCAGCUUCCUGAGUUGCUGUUUCAGAAGAACCCUGCCCUGUCUCGACUAGAUCUGAGCGAGAACCUAAUCCAGUCCAUCCCCAGAAAAGCAUUCAGAGGAGCUACAGACAUCAAGAACCUUCAGCUGGAUAAAAACCACAUCAGUUGCAUCGAGGACGGAGCCUUCAGAGCUAUGAGAGGCUUGGAAGUGCUAACACUGAACAACAACAACAUCAGCAGCAUCCCUGUCUCCAGCUUCAACCACAUGCCCAAACUCAGAACUUUCCGUCUCCACUCCAACAAUCUGAACUGUGAUUGUCACCUGGCCUGGUUGGCCCAGUGGCUCAGACAAAGGCCCACAAUUGGUCUGUUUACUCAGUGUACAGCCCCUCCUGAGCUCAGAGGACUCAAUGUGGCAGAGGUACAGAAACACGAAUUCAGCUGCUCAGGUCACCAGGAGUCUUCGGGCCUGCAGGCGUGCAGCAUCGGUGGAGGUUCUUGCCCUGCCAUGUGUACCUGCAGUAACAACAUUGUGGACUGUAGAGGGAAAGGUCUCACCGCCAUCCCAGCCAACCUGCCUGACAGCAUGGCCGAGAUACGUCUGGAGCAGAAUGGGAUUAAGUCUGUUCCUCCUGGAGCCUUCUCUCUCUACAAGAAACUGCGUAGGAUUGACCUGAGCAACAACCAGAUCUCAGAGAUAGCUCCUGAUGCCUUCCAGGGCUUGCGUUCCCUCAACUCCCUUGUGCUGUAUGGGAAUAAGAUCACUGACCUGCCCAAGGGGGUGUUUGAUGGCCUCUAUGCUCUACAACUGCUGUUGCUGAAUGCCAAUAAGAUUCAUUGUGUUCGUGCCAACGCCUUCCAGGACUUGCAGAAUCUCUCACUAUUAUCACUCUACGACAACAAGAUUCAAGCCCUUGCCAAGGGCACUUUCGCCUCCCUACGAGCUAUACAGACCCUCCACCUGGCCCAGAACCCAUUUAUUUGUGACUGUAAUCUGAAGUGGCUGGCAGACUACCUGCGAUCCAACCCCAUCGAGACCAGCGGCGCCCGUUGCGCCAGCCCUCGUCGUCUCGCAAACAAACGUAUUGGACAGAUCAAGAGCAAGAAAUUUCGCUGCUCUGCCAAAGAGCAGUACUUCAUUCCAGGCACAGAGGACACGCGUCUGAAUAAUGCCUGUAACAGUGAUCCAGUGUGUCCUCCCAAGUGUCGCUGUGAAUCCAGCGUAGUGGACUGCUCCAACCUGAAGCUCACCAAGAUCCCUGAGCAUAUCCCUGCAUCCACCACCGAACUCCGCCUUAACAACAAUGAGAUCACCACUCUGGAGGCAACGGGAGUUUUUAAGAACCUUUCCCAGCUGAAGAAAAUUAACCUCAGCAACAAUAAGAUCACAGAGAUUGAGGACGGGGCUUUUGAAGGUGCAUCGUCAGUCAAUGAACUUCACCUUACAGCCAAUCAAAUUGACACAGUCCGAAGUGACAUGUUCCGUGGCCUUGAUGGCCUGCGUAUGCUGAUGCUGAGGAACAACAAGAUCAGCUGUGUCCACAACAACAGUUUCACCGGGCUGCACAAUGUCCGCCUGCUGUCUCUGUAUGACAACCAGCUGACCACAAUCAGUCCUGGAGCCUUUGACACUCUGCAGACCCUCUCCACCCUCAACCUCUUAGCCAACUCUUUCAACUGUGACUGCCGGCUGUCCUGGCUUGGUGAUUGGCUGAGGAGUAGGAAAAUUGUGACAGGUAACCCUCGCUGUCAGCGUCCUGCCUUCCUGAAAGAGAUCCCUCUGCAGGAUGUAGCUCUGCCUGACUUCCGCUGUGAGGAGGGCCAAGAGGAGUCGAGCUGUGUACCCAGACCCCAGUGUCCUAAUGAAUGCACCUGCCUGGAGACUGUGGUGCGCUGCAGCAACAAGCACCUCCACACACUGCCCAAAGGCAUCCCCAGAAAUGUGACUGAACUGUAUCUGGAUGGAAACCAGUUCAGUGUUGUGCCAAAAGAAUUGUCUUCCUUCAAAUACUUGCAGCUGGUAGACCUUAGCAACAACAAGAUCAACUCCCUGACCAAUUCAUCUUUUGCUAACAUGAGCCAGCUCACUACUCUAAUCCUGAGCUACAACUCCUUGCGUUGUAUUCCAAAAAUGGCCUUUAGUGGACUGCACUCUCUCCGUCUGCUGUCUCUCCAUGGCAACGAAAUCUCAGAGCUCCCUGAUGGCAUCUUCAACGAUGUGUCCUCGCUUUCCCACUUGGCAAUUGGUGCCAACCCUCUGUAUUGUGACUGUCACCUGCGCUGGCUGUCAGACUGGGUGAAGACUGGUUACAAAGAGCCUGGCAUCGCCCGCUGUGCUGGCCCACAGGGCUUGGAAGGGAAACUGCUGCUCACCACACCUGCAAAGAAGUUUGAAUGUACAGGAGAUGUGGAUGCUGAGGUGCUGGCCAAGUGUAACCCCUGUCUGUCCAGUCCCUGCCUGAACCAAGGCAUCUGUCACAGCGACCUGGUGGAGAUCUACAGGUGCAGCUGUCCUCCAGGAUUCAAGGGCAAGAACUGUGAGACGGCUCUGAAUGCCUGCGUGAGUAACCCAUGUGCUAAUGGAGGAACCUGCCAAGUGAAUGAGGAUGAAGAUGGAGAAUUCAGUUGCACAUGUCCACUGGGCUUCGAGGGCUCCACUUGCCAAAUCAACAUCGACGACUGCGAAGACAAUGACUGUGAGAAUGGAGCAACCUGCAUCGAUGGAGUCAACAACUACACUUGUUUUUGUCCCCCUUAUUACACAGGCGAGAUGUGUGAAGAAAUCGAGGAUGUGUGUGCCCCAGGACGGAACCCCUGUCAACAUCAGUCUACCUGCCUCAUCACUGCAACUGGACCCCGGUGUAUGUGUUCUCCUGGUUAUGUUGGUGAUGACUGCAGUGUAGAUUAUAAUGACUGUGUGGAUCAUCGCUGUCAGUAUGGAGCUCAGUGUGUGGAUGAGUUAAAUGGAUACUCCUGCAUCUGUCCUGAGGGAUACAGUGGUCAGUUGUGUGAGAUUCCCCCACCUGCAGUGUCCCUGUGUGAGCUGACUGACUGUCAGAACAAUGCUCCGUGUGUUGAGCGAGGAGGGCGUGCCCUCUGCCAGUGUCCUCCAGAGUUCGGGGGCCCACACUGUGAGAAGCUAGUCAGCGUCAACUUUAUUGACAGAGACUCCUAUCUACUGCUCUCUGACCUGAAGAACUGGCCACAAGCUAACAUCACUCUACAGGUGUCAACAGCUGAAGAUAAUGGUAUCCUGCUAUACAAUGGAGACAAUGACCAUAUUGCAGUCGAGCUCUUCCAAGGUCAUGUGAAGGUCAGCUAUGACCCUGGCAGCCAGCCAGGACAUGCCAUCUACAGUACGGAGACUAUCAACGACGGCCAGUUCCACACAGUGGAGCUGGUGACCUUCGACCAGAUGGUUAACCUGUCCAUUGACGGGGGUCUCCCUACCACAAUGGACAGCUUUGGGGCGGUGCGGCCCCUCAACGGGGAGGCUCCGCUAUACGUGGGGGGCAUGCCAGUGGAUGUACACUCGGGCACCUUCCGUCUCUGGCAGAUCCAGAACGGUUCCAGUUUCCAUGGCUGUAUCCAGAAUCUGUACAUCAACAAUGAGCUCCAGGACUUCACCAAAACCCAGAUGAAGCCUGGUGUGGUACCGGGCUGUGAGCCCUGCAAGAAGAUCUACUGCCUGCAUGGCAUCUGCCAGCCCGAUGGGGUCCAGGGCCCAGUGUGUCACUGCCAGCCAGGCUGGAGCGGGCCACACUGUGACCAACCUACUAACAGCCCCUGCCAUGGAAGCAAGUGCGUCCAUGGAAAGUGCAUCCCACUGGACGCUCAGUCGUACCGCUGCGAGUGCAUGGAAGGCUAUCGUGGUGCACUGUGUAACCAGCAUGGGGAGCUGUUCAACCCCUGCCGUCGCCUGUCCUGCAAACAUGGUCGCUGCCAGAUCUCAGACACAGGAGAUGCCUACUGUCACUGUGAGAGUGGCUACACUGGGCAACUUUGUGACACAGAAUGCCGAGGGGAGCCUGUGCGAGACUUUUACCAGGUACAGCGAGGCUACACGAUCUGCCAGACAACACGCAUGAUUUCUUGGGUAGAGUGCACCGGAGCUUGCAAAACAGGGGCUUGCUGUGCCAGCCAGCGAAUGAAACGUCGGAAAUAUACCUUUGAGUGCAGUGACGGGACCUCUUUCAGCGAGGAAGUGGAAAAGACCAUCAAGUGUGGCUGCGUGGGCUGCAUGUAGCAGCAUUCGCUCACAUUUCCUGCCACUGUUGUGGAGCAGAAGAAAGGAAGGAAGGAAGAGAGUGGACUGGAGAAAAGCAAGGGAGGGAAAGAAAGAGAGAUUAUAAAGAAUAUAUAUAAAACCUAUCUAUAUAUUAUGGACAACAAUGUUUGUAAAAUAGGACAUUUCCUCCCCUUUCAAGGGUGUGUGACCUACAGUAACACAGAGAAACCAACACCAUGAGCAACAGAGAAGUGACAGCAGCAGCAACAAAACCACUGUACUUGCAACAUUGUUCCAAGGGGUCCAGAGAUUUCCAAAGUAUCCCUCCAAUCCAAAUUCACUGGAGUUAAUUCCCCAUCCAUCUGUGAAGCCUCUGGCAGCUUAGCCACCAUCUACCACCUCUUCUUUGUGGAGGCAGUGAGGGCAGUGUGGUCCAGUCUGGCUAAGAACGGCAGGAGAAAGACAAAAAAAGAGAGAAACACAGCAAUAAGAAGAGAACUGGACCACUUGAUGUGGCAAAGCUACCUUGAGGUGAGCUUGGCUGGGUUACCUGGACUGGCCUUGAAUAUGGUUUGGGUUGAGUUAAAGUCGAUGUCGGUUUGGUGUAGCAAUUGCUCCGCCAGGGAUACAGUCAUUCAUCCAUGCAUGCACAUGUAGAAACAAACAAAGAACAGUUAGUGUCAGAGCGGCACAUAGUCCAGUGCGGAUGUCGCGGCUUCGAGGGCAGGGGGUCAGGUGUCACAGUAGUUUGCUGUGAGUUAUAGUAACAUAGGUUCUCCAAAAAAAAAAAAAAA